GUGAGGCUCGGACAGUGCUCGGCUCCAGCGCUUUAUUUUAAGAUGAUCGGCCAAGGUCUUUGCAGAUAGAUUUUUAUCUGAAGUUAAAUAGCAGGCGCUCGCCGCUCCCUGGCCAAUAAGUCAUUUUUAAUAGAGACAAAUCGCCCUGGACGCCCCGGAGCGCCGGUGCCGCCGCUCCUGCCCGCGCCCCCCGCCGAAGGCGAGCGGGCAGCCCGGGCAGCUCCCUCCUCCCGUAAGUGUCCUGCUCGGCGGAGCCGGAGCGCGGCCGUGUGCGGAGAAGGGGAGGCGAGGGGGGGGAGAGCCUGCCAGCCGCCCCGCCGCCCUGACAGUGCCUGCGCCGGAUGCACAGCGGCCGCGGGACACCUCGGUGCGGAGCGCGGCGAGGAGAUGCGCAGGGGCGGCGGGCUGCGCCGCGGCGCUCAGCCCCUCUAGGCUCGCCCAUGGAGCACCCCGCGGAGCCCCGGCCGCCGUCGGACCCCCCACGCCGCUGGUGAGAGCUCUGCUUGUUCUAUAAAGUGGAUGUCAGGUGGAUCUAUGUUCUGGAAGGAACAAAGAGGCAGCGAAGGCAGCGCGGGGGAAGUUUGAGCGGCGAGGAUGCAGGCUGUGUACUGGUACGCGGUCCUUCUGCUGCAGCCCACCCUCUACCUGGUUACCUGUGCAAAUUUGACAAAUGGAGGAAAAACAGAACUUCUAAAAUCAGGAAGCUCCAAAUCCACACUAAAGCACAUAUGGACAGAAAGUAGCAAAGACUUGUCCAUCAGCCGACUGCUGUCACAGACUUUUCGUGGAAAGGAAAAUGAUACAGAUUUGGACCUGCGGUACGAUGCCCCAGAAACUUAUUCUGAGCAAGAUCUCUGGGACUGGCUGAGGAACUCCACAGAUCUGCAAGAGCCUCGGCCCAGAGCAAAGAGACGGCCCAUCGUCAAGACUGGGAAAUUUAAGAAAAUGUUUGGCUGGGGCGAUUUUCAUUCCAACAUCAAGACUGUGAAGCUAAAUCUGUUAAUAACAGGGAAAAUCGUUGACCAUGGCAAUGGGACGUUUAGUGUUUACUUCAGGCAUAACUCCACUGGUCAAGGGAAUGUAUCUGUGAGCCUAGUGCCCCCUACAAAAAUAGUGGAAUUUGACUUGGCACAACAGACGGUGAUUGAUGCCAAAGAUUCCAAGUCCUUUAACUGUCGAAUCGAGUACGAAAAGGUUGACAAGGCUACCAAGAACACACUCUGCAACUAUGACCCUUCAAAAACCUGUUAUCAGGAGCAGACCCAGAGCCACGUGUCAUGGCUCUGCUCCAAGCCCUUUAAAGUAAUCUGUAUUUACAUUUCCUUUUAUAGUACAGAUUAUAAACUAGUACAGAAGGUGUGUCCUGAUUACAACUACCACAGUGACACACCCUACUUCCCAUCAGGGUGAGGACCAACACGUGUCUGAGACUGAAGCCUGGGGAAUAAAAGAGGUCGUAUGACAGGGCUGUAACCUCAAGGAGGAAGGCCACAUCUAUUGCCUGGAAUGUGUCUACCUGCUGCUGCUGAUGUCAAAUGGCUGCAAAUAUGUUAGUGGAAAACAGUCUAAUGUAAUUUUUGCCCAGUCAGCUCCAUGUAUCAAUCUAGUUGUAAAUCACUAUGGAUUUGAAAUAAAACCAUACACAUACACAGAGACACACACUCUUUUCAGCUCACAUCUGUUGAGAUUCCUGUUAAGAGAGCUUUCAUUGUCUGAUAUCCGAGGUUUCAGGAUAACCUAUCAUCAAGCAAAAUGGAUUAACUAGACAGAAAAUGGUUUCUAACGCAGACUGUUAUGGAAAUCUCUUUGAAAGUGCUUUGAGUACACGCCAAUCAAUAAUCCCCACUCAUGCGUUCUACUGCUUGGAGUAGCUGUACUGGUAAAUAAUACUGUAGGAGUAAAUACUUGUUAAAAUGGGAAAAAUGUGUGUCUAAAGUUCAGUAUUCCUUAUUAUAUGAACACAGCAAAGCAUCGUGACUUUUUUCCAGCAUACAGUAGGCACAUUCGAGGUAGUGUUACGUGGCUCUUUUUCCACAGAGUGAGCCUGUUACUAGUAAAGAUGGGCAAACAUUUGGAAUUUACAUGUGGGCAGACAUUCUGGUUUCAUGUUUCUCUGACUCUUUAAGCUCUGAUUCUUUAAACCUGGUUGAGUUUAGGCCAGCUAAGCUACUUAAAAACUCUCCAACUGAUCUCUAAGAAGGAAAAUGCCUGGCGGAGGACAUGUAAGUUAUAAGUGGCUGUCUUAUCUUUAUUACAAAAUAUUGUAACAAAUUCAAUAUCCUAGUCUUCAUUUGUAUGAAUGGUUUGUAUUGUAUAUAAUUUAACCGGUGUUAUUUGAGCUGCUUAUUAAUAUUAACUUGUAAUUGUCUCUCUGCUUGUUAUUGGUUAAAAACAAUCAAGGAAAUGAGGAAUCCAUUUUAUCAAUGUAGCUGUAAACUCCAUUAAAAGACAGAACUAUGUACAAAGCAUUUAUUCAGCUAAAGUAUUGUUGAAAGCUAUACAUAUACAACAUUACAGUCUGUCUGUAUUUAGAUAUUUUAUUUCCAGAGGAAGAAAAUGAACUGUACAUAAAAAUAAAAAGUCUUAAAGUUGAGUUUCAA
Grus americana (Whooping crane) is the source of this 2600-nucleotide messenger RNA. It is a transcript of the gene NXPH1, whose product is annotated as neurexophilin 1. The record is from RefSeq and is a predicted model, not a curated record. NCBI's taxonomy places the organism in Eukaryota, Metazoa, Chordata, Aves, Gruiformes, Gruidae. Gene Ontology annotation, molecular function: signaling receptor binding. Bases 595 to 1410 code for a protein of 271 amino acids. The transcript is spliced from 3 exons.